Serendipita indica DSM 11827 is the source of this 337-nucleotide messenger RNA. The record is from the annotation of a GenBank genome assembly. Lineage: Eukaryota; Fungi; Basidiomycota; Agaricomycetes; Sebacinales; Serendipitaceae.
AUGCAUGGGGAUCAGAGCGUGACCUGCAAGACUCGCAUCAUCUCCGUCAACUACAACGCCUCGAAUAACGAACUCGUCCGUACCAACACGCUCGUUAAGGGUGCCGUCAUCCAGGUCGAUGCCACGCCAUUCAGGCAAUGGUACGAGAGCCACUACGGUCAACCCGUCUCGACCAAGAAAGGGUGCGCGGCAGCUGCACCGAGACGACAGAGGAGAAAAGCCACAGUCGGAAUUGACAAAGAAAAAUUCGGUGCUGGUCGUUUGUAUGCCGUCAUUUCGAGCCGACCAGGCCAGGUUGGACGAGCAGAUGGGUACAUUCUCGAGGGCAAGGAGCUCA